Molecule: messenger RNA, 500 nt
Organism: Chilo suppressalis (striped riceborer)
Lineage: Eukaryota; Metazoa; Arthropoda; Insecta; Lepidoptera; Crambidae
Source: the annotation of a GenBank genome assembly
CUACCAGCUUGUCGCGCACUCAGCUUGUAAUACCGCCGACACCGAUACGCUUUUGUUUUCCAAACUAUAAACAGAACGAACUGUUUUCGAAAUGGACAAGAGGCAGAUCAUUGGCAGCGCCACCCGCUACAUCGCCGGAAGGAACGCUGUGCAGACGGUGUACUGGAGGAACUCCGAAAACGGCAAGGGCUUGGUGAAAACAUCCAGAAUGACUUUCUUCGGCAAGAACGAAGGCGCCAACAAAGUCGACACCGCAGAAAUGUUCGCGAGGGUGCGGGAGAGAUACAAUUAGCCGAAUUGAUAUUCAAUUAUCAUCCCAGACUGUGAUAUAGUUUGUAAGUCGAGAAUGUAUUGUUAAUUUUUCUUAUUUAAUUGAGCGCCCAGUGUUUUCGGUGUGUUUUAGAAGUAAUUGUGAGUAACACGUGACAUUUUUUUUUAAAUAAAUCACCGAUUAGUUCAAAUUUACUAAAUAACAUAUUUGAAUAAUGAAAUAAAAAAAG